Molecule: messenger RNA, 787 nt
Organism: Emys orbicularis (European pond turtle)
Lineage: Eukaryota; Metazoa; Chordata; Testudines; Emydidae
Product: cystatin-POGU1-like
Exons: 3
Coding region: 35-463 (142 amino acids)
Cellular component (GO): extracellular exosome
Molecular function (GO): cysteine-type endopeptidase inhibitor activity
Source: RefSeq, a predicted model, not a curated record
CUGGGGGCGGUGCUCAGGCCUCUCAUUCGCAGCAAUGUCGAGCCCUGGAGCGGGUGUGUGGCUGGUUGCGCUGUGGCUGCUGCUCCUGGCGGGGCCGGGGCUGCGCGGGGAGCGCCUGGCCGGGGGGCUGCAGGAGGUGCCGAUCUCGGAUCCCGGGGUGCAGGCGGCCGUGCGGUUCGCGGUGGAGGCCUAUAACAAGGCCAGCAACAGCCUGCACUACUCCCGGGCGGAGCGGGUGCUGCUGGCCCUCAGCCAGGUGGUGGCUGGCAUGAAAUACUACCUGACCGUACAGCUGGUGACAACACAGUGCCGGAAAAAUGGGGCAGGCCUUGGAAACGGGGACCUCAGCACAUGCCCCUUGCCGCCAGCAUCAGAGCAACAGAAACUGCUCUGUGAGUUCCAGGUCUGGUCCCGUCCCUGGCUCAAUGAGACACAGUUAUUAUCUCAGAACUGCUCUGUCUGACUCCUGAAACCCGUCCCAUCUGACGACAGUGAACCAAUCUGCCAUUGAUCGAUGCUGCCUGGGGAUCAUGCUGGCUCUCUCUUCUUCUAUUGCUGCCUCUUCUCUCUAAUCCCCAUAUUCCCCACCAGGAGGAGGAAGAUCAGGAUCUUAGAUCUCCUCCUCUCCCCCACUCGGAGCAGGUUUGGAAAUGGCUGGGCCCCUCUUCUCCUGUAGUGUCUUAUUGUUCAGCCUUGCUUAAUGACCAAACUGAAGCCCCUGGAUGCUUUCUGUCGUAGCUAAGAUUUGGCAUCCCCUAUGAUGUAGGGAAUAAAACUGAUCCACCAU